Caenorhabditis sp. 36 PRJEB53466 is the source of this 994-nucleotide messenger RNA. NCBI's taxonomy places the organism in Eukaryota, Metazoa, Nematoda, Chromadorea, Rhabditida, Rhabditidae. The record is from the annotation of a GenBank genome assembly.
AUGAGUACCUCUGUUCCUGGACCCUUUUUCACAACAGCUACGCCGGCAGACCACGUAACUGAAGACUUCUCCUCCAGCAUUGGAUAUUUUGAGGUUUGAUAGAGUUUUUUGUAUUUAUUCCUAAAGUAUUUUGUCUCAGAAUCUGUCAGAAAGUGCUAUACACGCGUUUUUCGAAAUCAAUGCUACUGUGGAAUGGAUUAAAAACGGAAAUCAUCGACGGAUAGCUCUUCAAUUCCCGGACGCACUGCUCCCUUUCUCUGAGAAAGUGACCGCGUUAAUAGAAGGCAAAAUACGAGCAGAAACAUCACCUGAAGAAGUCAAGAAAACGUUCGUCCUCGCUGACACAUCAUACCGCAGGUAAAUUUCAACAUUCAAGCAAAACUGAAAUGCUUUCUUGUUCAGUUGCUGUGUGGACGAAGUGGCUGCUGCUCAUGCAGAUUGCACAGCUCUUGUUCACUUCGGAGAAGCCUGUCAUAGUGCACCAACUGAAAAACUCGAUGUAAAGUGAGUUUUCGAGUGUAUUCUAUGACAACUACGCAGUUUCAUGCAGGUUUGUUCUCGGAAAUAUGUCAGCGUGCAUCGAUCAAUUUAAAUGGGAGUUUCAAACGAUUGGGAAUCAGUUAACUGCCGAUCAUGCCGUCCUUCUCAUGGAUUCGUGCUUCGCUCAUGAACAAGAAAAAGUUAUCGCUGCGAUCAAAGAGAUACUUCCAUCAACUCGACAAGUAGAAAGCGCGUCGCUUCCCAGCGCAGAGUCUUUAAAACUGGACCGAAAAAAUGUGAGCCUUUAGUUUUUAGCUGUUCUCCGUAUUCAUUCAACUGCAUUCCAGAUAUAUUUGGGUCGAGAAGUACCUCCUUGUCUCCGGGACAAUCUGCCCACCGACCUGAUCUUCUGCGGAUUCCCGAAUUCUCCGCUUCUUCCCAUUUGGCUGCUCUCCUAUCCGAGUUGUAUAACGGUGACUCACUUCAAUCCGUACGACAAAACUAUUCAGCAUGA